Messenger RNA from Galeopterus variegatus (Sunda flying lemur), 1246 nucleotides. It is a transcript of the gene IRAK1BP1, whose product is annotated as interleukin-1 receptor-associated kinase 1 binding protein 1. Bases 25 to 807 code for a protein of 260 amino acids. Gene Ontology annotation, biological process: immune response; canonical NF-kappaB signal transduction. Lineage: Eukaryota; Metazoa; Chordata; Mammalia; Dermoptera; Cynocephalidae. The record is from RefSeq and is a predicted model, not a curated record. The transcript is spliced from 4 exons.
UACGGAAACCCUGCGGCCAUAGCCAUGUCGGUGCAGCAAGUCCCUCCUUCGCGGGUUUUCGUGGAACUGGUUCCCUGGGCUGACCGGUGCCGGGAGAACAAUCUGGCCUCCGGCGGACAGACUCUGCCCGCCGUCCGCCGUCCCCUCUCUUCAGCACCGGCCCAAACUGCGACUCGCGAGGUGCACGUAAGUGGCACCGCUGAGGUGUCUGCGGGCCCUGACCGGGCGCAGGUAGCAGUUCGAGUGAGCAGCACCAAGGUGACGGCAGCGGAGGCCAAGAAGAGUGUUUGCCGCCGCCUAGACUACAUCACGCAGAGCCUCCAGCAGCAGGGUCUGCAGGCAGAAAAUGUAACUGUGACAAAGGAUUUUAGAAGAGUAGAAAAUGCUUAUCACAUGGAAGCAGAGGUCUGCAUUAUAUUUACUGAAUUUGGAAAAAUGCAAAAUACUUGUAACUUUCUCGUUGAAAAGCUAGAUAGCUCUGUUGUCAUCAGCCCACCCCAGUUCUAUCAUACUUCAGGUUCUGUUGAGAACCUUAGACGGCAAGCCUGUCUCGUUGCUGUUGAGAAUGCGUGGCGCAAAGCUCAAGAAGUCUGUAACCUUGUUGGCCAAACCCUAGGAAAACCUUUACUAAUCAAAGAAGAAGAAACAAAAGAAUGGGAAGGACAAAUAGAUGACCUCCCGUCGUCCAGACUCUCAAGUUCAUUAACUGUACAACAAAAAAUAAAAAAUGCAACAAUACAUGCUGCUUCAAAAGUAUUUAUAACUUUUGAGGUAAAGGGGAAAGAGAAGAAAAAAAAGCAUCUCUGAAAUUCCAACUAAAAUAUAUUGUAUUUGUAUCUUUUUAUAUAUUUUUAUACAUUUUAUGUUUACUUUUGUCCCAAAUAUGUAUAUAUAAUAGUAGAUAAACUAUUUCUUCCAAAAUCUGUCAAUCCUUAAAUAUAGUCUCUCAGAAUACUUAGAUUCACUUUCUGUUUCUAUUGUCAAAAACUUACUCUGAGAAAUACUUUUGGGAAAUAAAUAUAUUAUUUGCACACUUGUAUACUGACAAUUCAUACAAGUACAUUACAUGUGUAAUAUUUCUCCUUUAGGGACUAAUAUUGAUACUCAGCCACAUUUUUAUGUGAAACCAGUUUUUUUUAUAAAAACUGAGCUUCAACAAAUUAUUUUAAUUUUAAAAAUUGUAAAACAAAUUUUUACAUAUAAAAAGGAAUCCUUAUAUCCCAUUAAACCUAAUAAUUUUCUACAA